GUCUCUACAUUCAGUGCCAAGGCGACUCUGCGCAGUGCCAGCCUGGACUUACCUGUGAUGGGAGCCACAUUCUCACCCCUACCCCAAGCGUCCUACUCAGGUGUUUAUCCUGCCGUACCCAGCCACUGGGACCAGGAUGGGGUACCUGGCGUGUCCAGUGUGUGAACGGGAGUCACUGAUCAAUGUUGGCGACCUACAGCAACGUGUGGCCACUGCCCUCACCAGGCCUCUGGCCUGCCCUAUCUGCAGCGCCUCCGUCAAUGGCUUACAGGCUUUCCACCAUCACUUGGCGGCCCACCUGCCCUCCCAGCACAAUCACUGUUCUGACCCUGGCACGCCCACGUCUGCCCUCAGCACUCCCGGUUACCCGCCUAUCAGCUCCCCCGAGGUCAUUCCUACCCUCGAGCAUUUAGAGAUAAAUGAUGGCAGAGUUUCCCCGCACAGCCCAACCGCCAUGGCCAGGACGCUGCCGGAGACUCGGGAGUCAACUAGUGUGAGUUCAACGAGUGGUGGAAGAGUUCAAUCUGUGGCCAGCCCUGCCUCUGCCUCUGACCACACCUCUGUCCAACCUCACAACUGCGACCUAUGUGGCCUUGUCUUCUCAUCUGAACACUUCUUAAAAAUUCACAAAGACAUAAUUCACGCUAAAAGUAAUUUUUUUGAUGUCACUUGUAAGCUAUGUAAAAAAAAGUUCAAGGACUUCGAAGCCUACCGUAACCAUGUUCGGGAAGACCACAGUGACCGUCGUUACAUGUGCGACCAGUGCCCCAAGACCUUCAAGAUGAAGGGCAGUCUGCUGGUACAUACUCGCAUGUUUCACGACCCGUCCUCGCCAGCCACCUGCCAUAUCUGCAAGAAGACCUUUACCACGAAGGCCAGGAAGGAACUGCACGAGAAGCGGUACCAUGGCACAGGCACUGACCGUCUACAGCCGGGCAAGACGUCCUCACCUUCCCCCUCCUCCAGACAGAGGGUCAAAAGCUCUAGUCUGGGGGACGCCAAAAACUGGUUGGAGACACUGAUGAACGAGAACAAAUCUACUGGUGAAGACUGUAGUACAUCAUGUGAAGUCCCUGGCCAGCAGUACCAACUGUCACAGUCGCUGCAUCACCAUUCACACUCACCGUUGCAGUACUCACCUCCACAAACAAUCAAGCAAUCUUCUGAACAAAGUGUCACCGUAGAGCACCUAGCAGCGAACCAGUUUAUGAAUCAUCAUUCUCAAAGCCAAAACGCUGAACAGCAACAGGUAAAGGAACACGUGCAGCAGCAACAACAAAGACCUUUUCAACAAUCACAACUGGAUAUUCACCGGCAAAAUAAGUUACAAACCAAAGAAUUACAGGACCAACCUUCCUGGGGACAUGACACUCAAACCUACAUCAACCUUCAUUCUAAGGCAACACCUCAGCCACAGAAGUCGCCCUCAGAUGUGUACUUUCCUCCAUAUAAAAAUAAUAUUGUCUUUCCAUGUCAUAUGCUGCAGCAAAACUUUAGCGCUGGUCGUCCACGCAUAGAAUACACCGACUUUAAAGAGGAGAAGAAAGCGGGAGUUUCUCAGCAUCAAGCACUAACGGAGGCAGCUGCAGGUCGCAUAGUGGGAAGUGGGCACUCACAAAACAGCCCCGUGGCUGUGGUAUCUCCCCAGCCCCACAAAGCGGAGUCCCCACCUAGCAGUGUUCAUGCUCAGGACGAUGGCCACACAUACACAGAAACAAGAAGAAACAGUUUUCCCCUCGUGAAUUUCAACAAGUUGGGGUUCCCACAGGGCGAUCCAGCACGCCUACAUCCAACCACUUACAUCAGCGAACUCUCUCUGGCAGGUCCCGAGGGUACUCCUCUGUCGGGUGGACAGACAAUAGACAUUCCCGGCCUGGGAGAAAAAAUUCACAGCACGCUGGCCAUGUCUCAGCACCUGGUCUACCAACAAUGCCACAGCAUAGUGCCAAGUCUCAGUUCCAACAUGACACUCCUUGGUACCGACACUAAGACGGGGCUACGUGUGCCGCCCUUGAUUAUACCCACCAAUCUGUACCCGGUGGAAAUGAAGGAGUCUCCAGACAGUCCUGUCCAGAUGAUAGAUGUGCAGAAGGAGGCGGCAACGUGUGAAGUGUGCCCAACGAUGGAGGGUGAGGUACCAGAGGGGGUAACAGACCCCCGGAGGGAACAGCAAGGUGAAUCAAUCCUCCAACACAGGUCUCCAGGAUCUGCUGCUGCCACUAACUUCACCAAGAAGGAGAACGGGGGCGGAAAGACUGACAACAAGCAGUGGGAGUGCGAGGUGUGCAGGAAGUCCUUCACUACUAAAUACUUCCUCAAGAAGCACAAACGUCUCCACACAGGCGAGACACCAUACGCAUGCGCUGAGUGUGGGAAAACCUUCACCUUCCAACAGAGCUACCACAAGCACAUCCUUUACCAUUCAGACGACAAGCCGCACCAGUGCUCGUACUGCGGGCGGGCCUUCAAAGAGAUGUCAACGCUCCACAACCACGUCAGGAUCCACACCGGGGAGAAGCCCUUCGUCUGUGAGACAUGUGGUAAGGCGUUCCGGCAGCGCGUGUCAUACCUGGUCCACCAGAGGAUCCACACCGGUGUGAUGCCCUACACCUGUGACAUCUGCGGCAGGUCUUUCAGGUACAAGGUGAGUCUACGUUCACACAAAUGUGAGACGACUAUAGCGUCCACGUCAGGGGGAAACGGUAUCGCCUCACGCAAAGAUGGAGAAACCCGCUCUGACGCCAGCAAGAACACCUACUCUAGUUCAAGCAACAGUCCUUCGCCCACACCCACCACUGAAGCCCCAACCCCAGACCUUAUCCACACGUCUACAACCAUCACACGAACUGUGGUUGGAAUUCCGUCCCCCAGCUUCGGAGUGAUGGGUGGGACGUGUGUGGGGCGCGGCGGGUCCCCCAUGCUUCUUGAGGGACCCAUGGGAGGCAGGUCGGGACAGAGUGACCCCUCUAGCGUGCCCCCUACCCACCAUCCCAACAUGUCCACCAGAAUGAAGACACCACUAGAGACCAUCGACCUGGCAGCAAUAUCGUGUGACAGCGUGCUCUCUCAUCCAGACGGCAAGCGAUCUCCUUGCAAGACUAAGUCUACUAGUAACAAGACCAACAGUAGUGUGGCUCAGGGUGGACAGGACCCACUCUCUAUGGCCUUCCUACACGCCCUAGUGGACCCCCAGCAUGGUCGCCUACAGGGGGAGUGCCGCCCCCACACUGCCCUCUCUCAGGACACACUGCCCUUCCCUAGCCUCUCCCCCGCCAUGGACGCUGAUAUGGAUCACGACAGUUUCCUUACUAAUCUAUUGAUGUGAUGAACGUAUAUUUUUAUUUCUAUAUAGUUAUUAACAGGGUACAAAUUAUUUUAUUUCCUUUCACUU
Molecule: messenger RNA, 3391 nt
Organism: Cherax quadricarinatus
Lineage: Eukaryota; Metazoa; Arthropoda; Malacostraca; Decapoda; Parastacidae
Product: zinc finger protein 721-like
Biological process (GO): regulation of transcription by RNA polymerase II
Cellular component (GO): nucleoplasm
Molecular function (GO): RNA polymerase II cis-regulatory region sequence-specific DNA binding; DNA-binding transcription repressor activity, RNA polymerase II-specific
Source: RefSeq, a predicted model, not a curated record